AUGUUCUCACGCCCAGUUGCACUGCUUUCUCUGUUAGCAGACAAAGCUUUACCAAAGCUGUUUAUCGCCGCCUUGCAGGCUGAUGAAAUCACUGGAUUAGAACGAGAGAGGAUUGAUGGAAAAUUCCUCUCAAAUCUCCGUUUUGCGGACGACAUUGUUCUCUUCUCGAUGAAUAUGACUGAGGUGGAGACGAUAAUGAAAACUAAACGAAGUAAAGAAAGGGAAGGAGUGCGAAUUAACCGACAGAAGAAUCAGUUUAUGAAAGACGCUUUUUGCGAGGAUCAGGAAAUGGAAUUAGAGGGCUGUCCAAUCGCGGAGAUGUCUUUUUACAUCUCGGAUGUUUAA
Strongylus vulgaris is the source of this 345-nucleotide messenger RNA. The record is from the annotation of a GenBank genome assembly. Lineage: Eukaryota; Metazoa; Nematoda; Chromadorea; Rhabditida; Strongylidae.